GUGUGUGUGUCAGUUAUUUCAGUGUGUUUGGUCAGCUGCUUUUAUUUUGAAAUGACCGUUCCGGAAGCCGGCUCGUCUCCGUGUGUCUCUGCUCGGUUCGCUCGUGACGUGUCUCCCGGUAAAAACCCACUGGACUGACGGUUCGCCUCUUCUCUUCACCGGAGCUUCAGCGGCACCGCUGCGCCACGGAGCCCCGCUCUCCUGCUCCUCUCACCGGCCUGACGAGCCGCUGACAGCGCCGGUCCUCAGGAUGAGUCCGGUACCGAGCAGCGGAUAAGGGACCCGGGGACAGGGAGCAUCUUCCCGGUUGGAGGAGACUGACGCACCGUGUUUUUAUCUUUUUCCUACAAUGUCACCACCAAGGAGACGCGGCUGAGGCUCCCGCUCUGGUCCCCGCUGCCCGGCCCCUGUCAGCUCCUCCUGCCGGUGCAGCUAACGUUCGAUCCGGGAUGAGCGGAACCGGACCUUCCCAUCACUUCUGACCGGGGUUUGUGGGGGCGAGGGGGGGUUCUCUUCGGAUGAGAACCGGCCGGAGCGGAGGAGGAGCAGCGGCAGCAGCAGCCACCGGGACCCGAAGUGACAACCUGCUCCCCGGGGGGAGAGAGGCAGCGAGGCGGCCAGAGGAGGAUGUGAAGAUGGGCUCAGUGCUCCGGCUCCUGUGGAUCAUCACCGGCUUCAUCCAGGGCGGACACGGCCAGGGCGUGUACGCGCCUCCCACAGUGCGGAUUGUGCACUCAGGUCAGGCCUGUAACGUGGAGGAGGAGCACUACAGUGAGAGAGUUUUCACCAUCAGAGAGGGAGAGACUCUGGAGCUGCAGUGUUUGGUGACAGGACACCCCCGACCACAGAUUCGUUGGACUAAGACUGCGGGCGGAGCCUCGGACCGCCAGGGUGACUCCUCCCUGCACAAUGAGACUCUGAGGAUAGAAACCAUCAGCCGCCACCAGGGGGGGCGCUACUAUUGCAAAGCUGAGAACGGACUGGGGUCACCGGCCAUCCGCUCCGUACGAGUCGACGUCUACUACCUGGACGACCCGGUGAUCACAGUUCAUCAGAGUGUCGGUGAGGCGAAGGAGCAGUUCUACUUUGAGAGGACGGUGUUUAUUCGCUGCGUGGCCAACUCCAACCCACCGGUUCACUACACCUGGAGGAGGGGCCGCAGUGUGCUGACGCAGGGCUCCGACUCUGGGGUGGAGAUCUACGAACCCUUUUUCACACAGUUGGAUGAACCUCCUCCCUCCAUUAAACUCCUCCUGGACGACCCCCUGGUGGUGAACCCGGGGGAAACGAUCACUCUGGUGUGCAUGGCGUCAGGUGGAGACCCUCCCCCCACCUUCACCUGGGUGAAGCCCGGAGGGGAGGAGCUCCCAAAGAGGGGCGUAGUCAGUGGGGGCACCCUGACCAUCCCCGCCAUAACUAUUGAGGACGGUGGCGCCUACAGCUGUGUGGCGUCCAACAACGUGGGAAACCCUGCCAAGAAAUCCACCACCAUACUGGUCAGAG
Molecule: messenger RNA, 1503 nt
Organism: Paralichthys olivaceus (Japanese flounder)
Lineage: Eukaryota; Metazoa; Chordata; Actinopteri; Pleuronectiformes; Paralichthyidae
Source: RefSeq, a predicted model, not a curated record